AUCUAGAACGUGCUUAUGGAUCUACCGUCUAACCGCCAUGACAGCUUAUGCUUUUCGUAUUGCGUGACGUUUGAUCGGAACAUGACAUUUUGCACACUUAAUUUUGACAAAUGGCAGACUUCUUUUUCGGUUUCGAUACAACGCUCGCAAAUAGCAGUUUAGAAGAUGGGUUGGAUUGCCCAUUGGAGGAGGACGAUUUCGGAGAAGAGGAAUACGACGCGUUGAACGAUGAAACUUUCGGUUCCGAAGCUGCCACCGGUGAUUGGGAGAAGGACCAUGAAAAACUCGCAGAGAUCGCGGAAUCUAGCCGAAAUCGGCCGCAUGACCAGAAUACCCAGAACCGGAAGGUAAUUUUCAAUGCAACUGGACCUUAUCUUCAACAACAACAACAACAACAACAACAGCAGCAGCAACAGCAGCAACAACAGCAACAACAACAACAACAACAACAACAACAGCAGCAGCAGCAGCAACCGCAACAAAAAUCCGAUGGAUCGCUUCUCUUUGAAUCCUUGUCGACUCCGCCACGCUUUCCGCCAGGAUUGGGCAUACCGUCCGCGCAUCCUGUCAUUUUACCUCCAAACGCGAGAUUUCCCCAUAUGCAAUUCAUACCGCACCUUAGGCAAUUACCGAAUCAAACUGGAAAUGUAUUGAGGUAUCCCAUACCUGCGCAUUUGAUGGUACCGCAUACGGGGCAUUUAAUGGUGCCGCACGGUGCACAAAGGCAACCGAUUCACGGUUCUUUUUGCAAUAAUUUUCCUCAACCUACGCACUCGAAUUUAGGGCCUCCUCCGUUUUUACGAACGGAUCACAGCAUAGUGUCUUCUUUUUCUAGUAAUCAAACCGGUCCUCAUCAACAGCAACAUUCUUUCUCGCACUCUGAAAACCAACGAAAUCAGAACAGAUCUUUUCAUCAUGCGGAGCAACAAGGGAACCAUCAACCAUUUUUUAAAAAUAAUCAGCAUCAUCGUAAUCACGAUUGGAAUUAUCAGCAACGACAAUACCAUUAUCAUCAUCAUCAUACUCACGUAGUAAAUGGAUUGACCAAUACGGGAGAAUGCGACGAAUACGCUGGUCUUAUGAGCGGCCGGGAGAAACAAUGGUUAAUUAAUAUACAAUUGCUACAACUGAACACGAACGGGUCGUACGUAGACGACUACUAUUACACCGUGUUUUGCGAUAAAAGGAACAAACGGAACACAAAUCAAGAACAGAAGGAUAAAAAGUAUUACAACAACAAUAACGAUAACGGUUACCACAGAGAUUCGAGAGAUCGAGACCAGUCGACGCAUCAUACCCUUAUCAGACAAAUAUAUAUACCAGCACAAUUCGAAAAUUCUUUGGGAAAAUUACAGUUUGCCAGUGUAACAGCUCCGCGUAAAGUUAUCGAUAUGGACGUUGUGCCGAACAGCGAUCCUCAGUCGGCCACGCAAAUACAACAGAAAGACACGAGAAGAACGAGACAGUUGCUGCUUGAAAUCGAAAGGUUGUACGUGAUACAAUUAAACUUGGAAGACUUGCAUAAUCCGUUGGCUCUGCUGAACGAACAGCAAACUCAGGAAAGAGAAACCGAUGCGAGCACCGUUAAAAAGACUAGACCAGAAUUAAUAAAUAUGAUGUUGUUAUCUUUGCUUCAGUUAAUUCAAGACGAUAAACUGACGAGCAUGCUUAGCAUUCGAAAAGGGAAAACACUGUUGUUAAGGUUCUUGCCGUACUUGAACGUGUCGGAGCAUCGCGCGCAGGUGGAAGAUUUAUGGAAUGCGAUAUUCCGAGGACUGGCGGUAAUUGGUCGUAGAGACUCUCACUUGUUGGUAACGCUUUAUUCGGAGUUUCAACAUUGGUUCGCCACCGUACAAGACUUUGGCGUGAUACUACGGCUAACACGAUCCUUAUCCGACUCUGUUAGUCAGCCGAUCAAGAAUAACAAUUUAUCGUUUGCUCUGACGAACAAGUUUGGCGUAUCCGUAGUAGCCUCGAUGCUGGAACGAGCGGAAGAUCUGUAUCCUACGGAUGAUUCUUUGCGCGCGGAAUGGUCGUCUUUCGUGGAGAACAUCAUCGAGAUAACAGGUGAAUCGCCACCGUGCGUCGCACCGUGUCGACCGAUGGCCGCGAAUACGCUCAGUCAGCAUUUAAAUCGAUUACCUCGCGUGAAAACCGAGGAGGGGUACACAAACCUGGAACUUUUACUAACCGAUGCCAACCCAUCCCGAUAGUCGGAAAUUGAUUAAAUCGUUUCUUGCUGUAACAUUUCAAUUAUUUUUAUUUUCGUUAGUAUGAACAGAGCAUUAUUAUGCCGAAGAAAAUGUGCGGUCUCACCCUUCUGCUACAUUAUUACGUACUAUUACAUAUUUCACUGUGAUCGGUAACCAUAUUCUCACAGUAGAUCCAUGCUUCGUUUCUGUACCUCGAACUCGUUACGACAGCCGUUUUUCGAUUCUUUCUCAUUUAGAUUUCAUCCGAUCGAUUUAUUUAGCCCAUAUAUAUAUAUAUAUAUAUUUAUAUAUAUAUAUAUUUUCCAGUGUUCUGUGUACACCGAUUUCUUAACCCCGAGUCUACUGUGUAAAACUGGUCAUCGAUUUCGACUUCCUUUUUACAUAAACUACACAUCCUAUGUUCUUUUACAGUUUAAUCGCGUAACUUUUCCUUUCUGAAACAUAUUUCCAAUAGAAUUCGUAGUACGGUAAUUCUAGGAUAUAUGUUUACCGAUAUUAUAUUGUCGAGACGUAGAAUCGCAUAUUUUUGAAAGACCUUACAGUUUUCGCCCCUAUUUCAUCCGUCUCGCGCGUUCACUGGAAUUUUCCAUCCGUAUCAGAUUGAAACAUCCAACUCGAGUUUUAUCGUGCUCGUUCGAUGGACGGUAAACGAUCGAAGUGAACGAACUUGGAAGUAUUACAAGUAUAUUAGAACGCAUAGGGUGUGUAGGUUUUUAACUUCCUUUAAGAUUUCAAAGAUAACAGCAUGUUAUUGUAAUUGCUUGUUAAAAAGUCAGCUUUUCUCCGAAGCGACGACUCGUACAAAAUAGUACGUUACCUUCGUACAGGACAAAUUGUAUCUACGAAACGCAUCGUCUAUUCGUUCGUAUUGUUCGUUUCUACUGGUUUCUACUCGAACGUUCGAGUAUCGCGUGAUCGAAAGGAUCGUGCACAAGUUUCUACGAAAUUUCGCGAGAUCGGAAGUAUUUCAAGGUUUUUACAUGAUGCGCGAUUAGCGCGUUAAGUAGCGAAAAAAGUUUGAGAGAAAUCGGUGCGAUCGACGUCUCUCGUCCAAAGACGGCGAGUCGCAACCUUUUCUUCUGAUCGGUUCUAUCCUCCGGUGAAAAGAUUGGCGACCGUUUCGUGUGCAUUUUUCAAACACUGAUCAGUGUUGGGUAAAAAAGUGUUUGCGCAAUUGCUUCCUGGUCGUUAUAAUAAGGAAAGAAUAUCGAACAGAUUGUUGUAGCCUGUAGCAAAUGCGCGAACAACGGUUUCGUAUAUACGACGACAUGGCCUUUAGUAUACAGUGUAAGGUGGUUACUUUUUAUCGCAGAACACAUUGAUCGAGUCUUGUAUGUACAUUUAGCUUGUAUGUACAUAAAGCGAUUCCGACGAAUGAAUAACUUCGUAUAUUUUGUAAUUGGAUGCAAAAGAAAAUUUAUUUUUUGCUUCCACGACAUAGCAGUACGUCAUUUUUGCAAAAAAGAAACAAGAAAAAUGAGAAAGAUUAUAUAAAAAAUGAUAAAAAGUAUCGAUCGAGUUAUUUUUUAAUCUCUGUAGUGGUUCUAAAAUCCAUGAAUUACUCGGCAUCUUCAAGUCACAUAGUGUAUAUUAAAUAUUCGUAAAACAGAGCGGUGCGUUAUAUCGCGGUCCAAUACUUGUACUCUUCUCUUGUAACGUAAGACACUAAUUAUAAGUUUAACGAGCUCCUUUCUUUUUUAUUUUUUCUCUUUUGAAAUGUGUAUGUACCACUGUAUCUAACCGAGUCUCGUUCCGAAGUAUCACAAACAUUCUGACAAAUUCUCUUGUCCUUAAGUUCACUGUUCGACUUCAGUGUGAUACAUACUUACUUACGUACACUAGCGCGAGAAUCCGGGAGUCCCACGGAACACAGACGGUUUCCGUUCCGACCGCGAACCGAGGCCGAUUCCAAUUUCGGAAGGAGUUGAUUAGAUUUACUGUUUUGUAAAAUGAUGAUCGAACAGUGACCGAUCUGAAAUCGAGCACGAUUCGAUUCCACACUAUCGGAUCAAAGAUAUUUGUUGAGCCUGUACAAAUUUUUUAAUCUUUGAAAGUAAACUGUACCAUAAAGUUUAACCACACGCAUUAUCUUUUACGCGUCUCUUCGAUUCUGCUCUAUAGCUUUCCGACCACUGCGAACGAUAUACGAAGCUUCACGAUUUCCACGGAAAUCGGUCGAAUAGUAUAGUAAACCGGAGCAAGUACUCAAACUACAAGUACUUAUAUAUAUAUAUUUUUCUAGCAGAACUCUGCUUACUGUGUUUACAC
This is a messenger RNA of Nomia melanderi (Alkali bee), 4481 nucleotides long. NCBI's taxonomy places the organism in Eukaryota, Metazoa, Arthropoda, Insecta, Hymenoptera, Halictidae. The record is from RefSeq and is a predicted model, not a curated record.